AUAAUUGGCUAAAGUUAACAUUUCAUUUUAGGUAUAUCCAAUGAAGUACAUACUUGUAACCGGCGGUGUGAUUAGUGGCAUUGGAAAGGGCGUUAUUGCAAGUAGUAUUGGUAAAGUUUUAAAAAGUAAUGGUUAUGAGGUCACAGCCAUAAAAAUUGAUCCAUAUAUUAAUAUUGAUGCUGGAACAUUUUCACCUUACGAACAUGGUGAAGUCUUCGUUCUAGAUGAUGGUGGUGAAGUAGAUCUUGAUUUAGGAAAUUAUGAAAGAUUUAUGGAUAUAAAAUUGCACAAAGAAAACAAUAUUACUACUGGAAAGAUUUAUCAAGAAGUUAUAAACAAAGAAAGGAAAGGAGAGUUUUUAGGAAAAACUGUCCAGAAAUUUUUAUAAUUCUAAGACUCACUAUUAGCCUGUAUCUGGUGAUAUACUACCAACACCACCACUUUGCUGUCCAACUGAUAUUGCUGCAACCUUAUAAACUGAGGGUGAGGAUGGCUUUUUAAUAUCAGUAUCAUCUUGAAACGAAUUUGAGU
Molecule: messenger RNA, 531 nt
Organism: Stegodyphus dumicola
Lineage: Eukaryota; Metazoa; Arthropoda; Arachnida; Araneae; Eresidae
Gene: Ctps
Product: CTP synthase
Biological process (GO): pyrimidine nucleobase biosynthetic process; CTP biosynthetic process
Cellular component (GO): cytoplasm; cytoophidium
Molecular function (GO): CTP synthase activity; identical protein binding
Source: RefSeq, a predicted model, not a curated record